AUGUCCCUCCAAUCCCCACUCUUUGCUCCGUUGCCGGCGCUCGUCGACCGUGACGACGCACGGCCAACAUCGACAGCGCCCAGCAAUCUUAGCUUGCAACUCCACGCCCUACCACCCGCACCCCUUCCUCUCUCAAUGCGCUUCUACGAUCAUGAAUCGAGCACCACUACAAGCACCCGAGAUUCUUCUCCGUCGUCGUAUGCCCCUUCGGUAUACCACCAUAGCCCGACCAGCAGCGCUAGUGCUUCACCAUUGGUCUUAUCCCUCUCGCCCCAUACAUCAUCCUCGACACUACCAGGCCUGAGCUAUCCCUCAUCGAAUGCUAGUGGGCCUUCGAUAGACCUCAGCAGUUUGAUUCCGCUGGACUCGUUCGGCGUUGCGGAGCCGUUGACAUCGUUUGGCGGCGUGUCCGAUGACUGGACAUCUUACGGCUUUCAGAGUCAUGACCAUCGUACCCUUCCACCGCUCCACUGGGCGGACUUCGGCGGUUACAACCCAUACACAACCCCAUCUUCGCCGUACAGCGCCUCUGACGCCACGACUUCGUCUGGCUCAACAUCCCCCUCCAGUUACUUCCUCUCCCCAUCAACAAACACCGCCCCAACCCUUCCUCCCGUUGCUCCUUCUCGCUCGCGUGGGCCAGCACUAAACCCUGACGGCACUCCCGCCAAGAAGGAGUGUUUCCACUGCCAUGUUACCACCACUCCGCUGUGGCGACGGGAGCCUCAAACGCAGCGCCCACUAUGCAACGCAUGUGGGCUUUACCUCCAACAACGCAACAAACUCCGUCCCCAAGAGCUCAUCGACGCUGACCGGGACGAUUCGGACGACGAGAUCAAUCGGAUCCCCGACAGCGAGUAUACUGGGCCCAAAUGCAGCCACUGCUUAACGCGGCAGACAAGUGUUUGGCGGAGGAAUAAGGCCGGCCAGCAGGUCUGCAAUGCAUGCGGGGUCUACCAACGGCUGCGGGGCAAGGAGCGUCCAUUGAGCCUGAGGAGAAAUAAAAUCAAGCCACGCACGAAGCACACUCGGUAA
Molecule: messenger RNA, 1035 nt
Organism: Mycena indigotica
Lineage: Eukaryota; Fungi; Basidiomycota; Agaricomycetes; Agaricales; Mycenaceae
Product: GATA zinc finger domain-containing protein
Exons: 2
Coding region: 1-1035 (344 amino acids)
Biological process (GO): negative regulation of transcription by RNA polymerase II; positive regulation of transcription by RNA polymerase II
Molecular function (GO): RNA polymerase II cis-regulatory region sequence-specific DNA binding; zinc ion binding; DNA-binding transcription factor activity, RNA polymerase II-specific
Source: RefSeq, a predicted model, not a curated record